Molecule: messenger RNA, 2702 nt
Organism: Betta splendens (Siamese fighting fish)
Lineage: Eukaryota; Metazoa; Chordata; Actinopteri; Anabantiformes; Osphronemidae
Product: NACHT, LRR and PYD domains-containing protein 12-like
Exons: 5
Coding region: 1625-2698 (357 amino acids)
Source: RefSeq, a predicted model, not a curated record
GACAAAGAGAGCCAGAACAAAACUCAGAGGUCCCAUCAGAGAAAAGAAUCAGCUGAACCUGAACCUGGACCUGAACCCAGCUGUGUGUCCUCAAAGAGUGAUGAGUCAAAAGAACUUGGUACUGUUUUUAAAGAACAACCUGCAUCUGAGUGAGUUGUAGUGACUUUUAUACUGGCGAGCAAUCUGAUGUAAUUUAGUAAAGGAGAAACUUUAUUCACUGUUGUUCCACCAAAGACUGAUUGUAACAAGUAUCUAAACCUUACUUAGUCACCACUGAGAAUGUGGAGUCCUGGUGAUACCACGCUUCCAUAAGACACUGAUGUCCUGACAUUUAGAAUCACCACUUGAAUCACCUGACACAUCACCUGUGAUUGGCUCCAAUCUAAGUCACUAAUGCUAGAGACGUGAAAUAAUAUUAUUAAUUAAUUUAACACAAGAAUCAAACAGUUACACAAAAAGGGUAAUAUUGGCUCCCGCCCCAAUUGUGUAUGCUCUCCCAGGGGAUGGGUCAAAUGCAAAGAAUGUGCAAUUUCCCUGCUGUGUGACUAAUUCAUUUGGAUUCAAUUCAAUUCAAUUUGUUUAUAUAGCACCAAAUAACAACAAGGCACACUCAAGGCACUUUAGAAGCAACAGGAAAAACUCCCUCUCUAACGAGGAAGAAACCUCCAGCAGAACCAGGCUGGAUGUGCGCGGCCAUCUGCCUUGACCGGUUGGGGUGAGGGGAGAGAGAGCGAGAAAAGCAGCAACAACAAUAAGAAACAACAGAGCACAGGCAGGAUGGUUGGAUCCGCAGCUGGCUAUCACAGAGACAUAGCACUGAGUCUGAUGAUACCUGUAGGUGAGGACAGAACCACAAGUAGCUCAGCGCUCUGAGAACGAAGCGUUCUGCUGGGAGCAUAAGGAGCUUCAUCAUUAAGUGCUUUGUAGGUGAGUAGGAGAAUUUUAAAUUCUAUCCUACAUUUUACAGGCAGCCAGUACAGAGAAGCUAAUUUAGGAGAAAUGCGAUCUCUCUUUUUAAGUCCUAUCAGAACUCUGGCUGCAACAUUUUGAAUAAGCUGUAGGCUUUUGAAGGAGCUGUUAGGACAUGCUAUGAGUAAGCAGUUACAGUGGUCCAGCCUAGAAGUAACAAAUGCAUGGAUCAGUUUCUCUGCAUUGCAGAGAGAGAGGAUGCUUCUAAUUUUAGCUAUAUUUCUUAGGUGAAGGUAGGCGGAUCUGCAGAUUUGUUUAAUGUAUGAUGUAAAAGAGAGGUCCUGGUCAAACAUGACAUCAAGGUUCCUCACAGUAGAAUCUGAAGCUAAUAUUAUGCCAUCCACGGUGGCUAUCCCACUCAAUAGUGUCUCUUUGUGAAUUUUAGGCCCAACAAUAGGAAUUUCGGUUUUAUCUGAAUUUAGUUGAAGGCUGUUUUGGGACAUUGAACUUAGAAUUUUGACAAGUUGAUCUGUUUCAUUUGGUUCCGAUGAUAAUCUGAUAAUCAUCUGCAUAACAAUGAAAAUUUAUAGAAUGCUUCCUAAUAAUAUCAACUAUAGACGACAUGUAUAGAUAUAUGCAGUAGUAUUGGACCAAGCACAGAACCCUGUGGUACUCCAAAGCUGAUCCUUGUGCAUAUGGAGGAUUUGUCGUUAACAUGAACAUGGAAUCUGUUCAACAAAUAGGAUUUAAACCUCCACCACUACAGGGAGUCUUACUGCUCACUUCAAACAUCUGCUCACAUCAAACAUCACUUCAUGGACCUUUACCUUGUGUGCAUCUGUGUGGACUCACGACUCAUUCUUCAUGGUUCCUCCAUAGAGUGGACCUGCAGAGCUCAGAGGUUCCCAGUUAUCAGUCUGUCCAGCAGCGCCAAACACACCUGGACUCCAUAUUUAUGCUGCUGGAGGAAAACAUUGUCACGUUUGUGAAGGAUGAGCUGAAGAAAAUACAGAAGGUUCUGAGUUCAGAUUACACAGAAUGCUUAGAGAGUCAGAGGGAGUAUGAGAAGGAGUUGGAUGGUGAGGAUGAAGAGCAGAGGAGGAGCAGCAGAGAUGCAUUUCUGAAGAUCACACUGAACUUCCUGAGGAGGAUGAAGCAGGAGGAGCUGGCUGACUGUCUGCAGAGCAAAUUUUCUGCUCCAAUUUGUCAGCUUCAACUAAAAUCUAAUCUGAAGCAAAAGUUCCAGUGUGUCUUUGAAGGCAUCCCUAAAGCAGGAAAUCCAACCCCUCUGAACCAGAUCUACACAGAGCUCUACAUCACAGAGGCAGGACCUGGAGAGGUCAACAAUGAACAUGAGGUCAGACACAUUGAAACAGCCUCCAGGAAACCAGUCAGACCAGAAACAUCCAUCAGACCAAAAGACAUCUUUAAAAGCUCAGCUGGAAGAGACAGAGCCAUCAGAACAGUGAUGACAAAGGGAGUGGCUGGCAUUGGGAAAACAGUCCUAACACAGAAGUUCACUCUGGACUGGGCUGAAGACAAAGCCAACCAGGACAUACACUUCACAUUUCCAUUCACCUUCAGAGAGCUGAAUGGACUGAAAGAGGAGUUCAACUUGGUGGAACUUGUUCAUCACUUCUUCACUGAAACCAAAGCAGCAGGAAUCUGCAGGUUUGAUCAGUUCCAAGUUGUUUUCAUCUUGGAUAGUCUGGAUCAGUGUCGACUUUCUCUGGACUUCGACAAGACUAAAAUCUUGACUGAUGUCACAGAGUCCACCUCAGUGGACUGACAAA